Messenger RNA from Silurus meridionalis, 4426 nucleotides. RefSeq names its product netrin g2b (gene ntng2b). The record is from RefSeq and is a predicted model, not a curated record. NCBI's taxonomy places the organism in Eukaryota, Metazoa, Chordata, Actinopteri, Siluriformes, Siluridae.
ACUCCCUUUCUCUCUCUUUCACACCAAUAAAAAAUCUACUCCCUUAAGCAUACUAUUCACUACUAUACAGUUAACUCCAGUUUUAAAUUAAAAUGUAAAUUGUUGAAUUAACGCUCCAUUCCAUCAGCAUUAAUUUAGCUUCUGUACAAGUGUUUCCAAUUAGACUUAGCCUCUACAAACCCUGCAAAUAAUGGUGCAUCAUUCUUACUGUUUUCCUUUUUUUCAACAUCCAAGAUCUGAGUAUCUAAUCCAGUCUGAUCCUGACAUGAUGUUUGUCACUGAGCGACACUGCAAAUUUGUCACAAUAUUAUAAAGUGUUUAAAAUAAAGCAAUGUCCUGUGUUUACAUGUAACAUGUUCUACAGGGGAGUGUGUGUGCACAUUAUUUAUUGAUUGUACUUGUAGGUUAUUGGAAGAUCCCUGCCUCAUUGGGUAACUUUCUUUGUGCAUUUAUGAUUUUGUUUGUUUUUUUUGGGGGUAUUUGUUUUUUGUUUUUUUCUCUCAUGCUUUUGAAUACAAAAGCUUCACUCCACAUUUUGCACAAUCCAUACUCUAUAUGGGAACCAACCUACAAUUCAAUUUUCAAAUUCCUAAUGGUUGUAAGGUCACCUUUUUUUAUCCCACAGCACAAUGGCCUGAUUGCAAAAUGAGAUAUAAAGGUAAAUAUGUAAGCUGCUGCAUGCCAAUAAAAUGUCCAUGUUAACUAGCACACUAUAACCCAUGCACCAUGAACUGUAUAGAUAAUAUAAAUAAUAAACAUUUAUAUGUCAGCAUGCAUUUUGUUCUCACGCUGACAAGCAGAGCUACAGUAUAGUGACUCUUCUGUCUCUCUUCCCUCCUACUACACCUUCCAGAUGCUUUGUGCUUAUUAUAGUGCUGCAUAGGAACAAUGCCAGGUUGGCAUUCAGAUUAAACUAUUAUACUGUCUAUAUUACUUUACAACCCAUGACAAAACAGAUAGAAAAGAUUGCAAUGGCUAGUCAUACCGCUGCCCGAGGGCACAGCCGGACACACCUCCCCACCUCAACCAAUCAGCUUUUAGCUAAAGGCUGGUUAAUGCAUAGCACUGAAUAUACACAUGAAACACUGUUUUGUUUGUUUGUUUGUUUGUUUGUUUUAGGCAAGGGUUUUUGAAGCAUGCAUGCCACACCCUCUCUGCAAUGAAAAAUUGCAAACAUACAUGCAGAAGUCAAUGCAGAAGAAGUGGUGGAUGAAGUUUUUUUUUGUUUGAUGUCCCUAGAGAUUUAGGUCCAAACUUAACAGAUUGUUCAAUAUACUGUAGUUUAGCCUGCUUUUUUCAAUGAGUCACAAUACUGCAGGCUUUUCUACAAGGAUGCAGAUAUGACAGUGGCCAUGACAGCAAGCUGACAACAUUCUUAGAACAUGUUUGUGUACUACUGAUUUCAUACCCCAGAUAACUAUUUUGUCCACCCUAAAUAGGCUGUAAUAGACCUAAUUAAUUUUUUAUUCGAAGUUUAUUUAGUUGUGCAUGAAAGUAGUCAGUUUUGUGGUGCAUUUUCUAUAUCCCAGAGUUAUUAUACUUAGAAAACUUGGUACUUAGGCUCCAAAGGGGAGAACUGUUUAAAUGAAAGGGCGUCAAGCGUUUAUAUCUGUCUGUCUGUCUGUAACAAGGAGUAGAACCAGCCAAAGCGCUCGCACGCGCCACAGCGCUGCUGCCAGUCUCUAGCGCGCGCUCCGCUCAGGGUGGUUCCGUGUUAGUGAGAGCGCGGACAGAUAAAAGCGGCUCAGAUAGCGCGUGAGAGUGAUGGGGGAAUAACGGAUUAGCGGGAGGGAGUAGAGGAGGGAGGGAUGGAGAGAUGGAGGAAAGAAGGGAGGGGAAAGAGGAGGGAGUUUAUUUUUCCCCCGCGAUGCCCCCCCUCCCUUCAACCCUCUUAUGUUGCCCUUGAGCGCGCGGGGCAAAUCCAAUCCUUUAAAGUCGGUAAGAGCAAAAGGAGGGCGCGUGCAAAGUCCGUCGUUUUACUUUGGAAAGCUGCAGCUCCUUCCCGCAUUUGCUGCGUGGGAAUUCGGCUUUACCCCACACCUCGCUUACGGAAGUAGGGCAUCUUCCUGGGAGAAGAGUCGAGCUGCUUCACACGCAGGAGCAGGAGGAGGAAAGAGAAGAAAAAACAACAACAAUACAACAAAACACGGAAGAUGAGCAUCUUUUCCCAAGAGGGCAGACCGAGCGCACUCCAAAACCGCACGUGAGCGUGUGAGAGCAGGGGGACACCGGAGCGCGCGCACCUGGCACCACGCGGCACAUGGAAGGAGUCUCGCGCAAAAUAUAAAAGGGUCCCGGAACAUGGAGUUUGGUGAAUGUGUAAAAAAUGCCAGUGGAACAACUCUGAUGGUGUGAUGGACAAGAAACUAAGAUGGACAAUGGACUUUAUUUGCAUUUCUCACUGAUUUUGUAUCUCUUCUCUUAUUUCUGUACCCGCAAUCCUUAACCUUUUAAUGCUUUGACGUAAGAAAAAAAAAAAUACCUCAUACAGAAUGACUGCGGCAAGUUUACCAGAUGCUCUCACGUAACUCCUAUUCUAUGCCAACGUCUCUUUCCUUUGAAUUUUACGGCGGCCCUUCUCUUGUUUCCUGGUUGGCGCUUGUCAUGCUGGCACGAGCCACUUUCUUCCUCCUUGUCCUCCUGCACAUUCUGGUGCAGGUUCAAGGCCAGUACGAGUUGUGCAAAUCACUCCUUAAAACGGAUGAGGGCUCAGUGUGGGAGCAGCAUGCGUGCCAACCCAAAAACCAGUCAAUGAAGGAGUAUAUGCGCAUACGUGUGGAACCACCGGGCAUCACGUGUGGCAACCCACCUGAGAGAUUCUGCACACUGGAGAACCCAUACCUGUGCAGCGAUGAGUGCGACGCUUCCAACCCAGACCUGGCGCACCCACCCCAGUUAAUGCAGGACCGUGAGCGUGGUGGCCUUGUCACGUAUUGGCAGACUCAGACAUGGCGCCGCUACCCUGAGCCGCUGCUGGCCAACAUAACACUGUCAUGGAACAAGAGCCUGGAGCUGACUGACGACAUUGAGAUAACCUUUGAAUACGGUCGGCCUACAGCCAUGGCACUGGAGAAGUCGCUGGACUACGGGCACACCUGGCAGCCAUACCAGUUCUAUGCCGAUGACUGUCCGGAGGUGUUUGGAAUGGUGCCACAGCGGGCACGCGACCUCACACCGUCCAACGCAACACGUGUCAUCUGCACAGAACUCUAUUCACGCUGGGUGGGUGCCAAAGGUGAUAAGGUAGUUCGCUUUGAGACACGGACCCGAUUUACCACCUUUGCUGGGCACCGGCUGCGUGACAUGGACAGUCUAUGGGCUCGUUUUGAGAACAACAAAGGCCUGCGUGACUUCUUUACCUUCACCGAUCUGCGUCUGCGUCUGCUAAAGCCAGCGCUUGGAGGAACAUAUGUGCAGAGGGACAACCUGCUGAAGUACUUCUACGCAAUCUCCAACAUAGAGGUGCCUGCCAGGUGUAAGUGUAACCUGCACGCAUCCCGCUGUGUGUUGGAGGACGAUCUGCAGUGUGUGUGCGAGCACAACACCACGGGCCAGGACUGCCAGCGCUGCAAAAAGGGCUUCAAAGCCAAAAUCUGGAAACCAGGAUCGUACCUGCCAACUCCUAUCGGCACACCUCACACAUGUGCACAGGCCGGUACUUCCUCUGGGUCCAACUGUGAGUGUCAUGGCCACUCUAACCGCUGCAGUUAUAUCGACUACCUGAACAUCGUAACGUGUGUGAGCUGCAAGCACAACACACGUGGCCAAAACUGCCAGCACUGCCGCAUGGGCUACUACAGGAACUCCUCAGUUGAACUGGAUGACGAGAGUGUGUGUGUGGAGUGUGGUUGUAACCAGAUGGGUUCAGUACACGACCGCUGUAAUGGAACUGGAUACUGCCAGUGUAAAGAAGGCACGACGGGCACCAAGUGUGACGAAUGUUUGCCCGGUUACUACUGGAAGCAGGGCUGCCAACCAAACGUGUGUGACGAGGAGCUGCUGAUGUGCCAGAACGGUGGCACAUGCCACCAGAACCAGCGAUGCAUCUGCGCGCAUGAAUUUAAAGGGGUCCUAUGCCAACACUCACGCUGUGAAGACGGGAAGAAGUGCAACCACGGCGACCACAAUGCCGCCUCUGUGCCUGCUCUGAACCUGGCACUGCUGUUGCUGUGCCCGCUCCUCACCCUCCUGCUGAGUUCUGCAGUCAUGCGUCCUGAAACAGUGCACGUCUUUCUCCCACCGUCACACACACCAACACACACCUGUGAUGGAGCACUGGUCAUUACUCUGCUGCGCACCCUCAAGGAACUUAGGACUUCCUGGACAUAGAAAUAGGGAAGAGAAAUGACUAAAAAUUAGAGAUUUGUAAUUUUGUUUGGGGUCUUUUUUUUUUCACAAAAGAAAUACCAUGGCCCCAAAAGAAAUA